Megalops cyprinoides (Indo-Pacific tarpon) is the source of this 1065-nucleotide messenger RNA. RefSeq names its product reprimo, TP53 dependent G2 arrest mediator candidate a (gene rprma). Lineage: Eukaryota; Metazoa; Chordata; Actinopteri; Elopiformes; Megalopidae. The transcript has a single exon. The coding region runs from base 222 to 536 and encodes 104 amino acids. The record is from RefSeq and is a predicted model, not a curated record.
UUUGCAGGGGGACGGAUACUUCUCAAUCUCAUUGACUCAAGUUUCACGUUUCCCAAGAUUUAUCUUUUUUAUUUGACCUCUCCCCACUUAUCACACAAGCUGAAGUUUUGAAAGCGCUGUUAUGUGAACUUCGGGGAUUUUUGUUUAAUGUUUAGCAAGAUUACAAAAGUAAGGACCACCAGUUUUUAGGCUAUUUGUCGGCGCGCUGAAAGUUCGAGGAGAUGAAUUCGACAGCAUUCAAUCACACGGACAGCGGCCUCUUUUCUAAUAGGAGUGAGGGGAUUCUGAAGUGCUGUAACCUCUCAUCUGUAGUGACAGAUAACGGUUUUGUGGCUACGGCACCGGACGAGAGGAGUCUCUUCAUCAUGAGAGUUGUGCAAAUAGCGGUCAUGUGCGUGCUCUCACUGACCGUGGUCUUUGGCAUUUUCUUCUUGGGCUGCAACCUUCUCAUAAAAUCGGAGGGAAUGAUCAACUUUUUGGUUACGGACAGAAGACCGUCGAAAGAGGUGGAGGCAGUGAUUGUCGGUGCGUACUAACGCAGAACACUUCGGGAGACGGACACAAGCUGAAUGCGAACGUUUAGCUGUAAACAACUUGAUGCCUUCCCCAGUACUUCAGCCCCGGCGUAAUCAAGUUUGCAUACGAGGACAAAUUAUGCAUUUGCUAUACACGGAAAGAUCAUAUUCGGAUCUAUUCUCCUGCAUGGACAGCUCACGAAACCGAUGUACCGAUGGGACCACUGGAUACGAUUCAGGAGUUUUUUCCCCUGAUAUUCGUGUGCCAUUUUCCCUGUCGCCAAAGCCUAUCUGUUUAAGAAUGUGCAUAAUUACUGCUCAAACAUGGACACAACUCCGAGAAGGAGCUUGAAUUAGAGCUAUUUGUAAAAUAUUUAGAUACUGACAUUUUGCCUUCUGUUGGACUGAAAGUAACGGGACCGAAGUGUUUUAACUAUAAGUGAAAUGCAAAAAGUACAGAUAUAGUCUUUUUUAAAAAUACGAAAGUACACAAUGUAAUUUAUACUGCUGGUGUAGGCAUACAGUGUGCAAUACCAUGUUUCUUUUUAUU